Molecule: messenger RNA, 780 nt
Organism: Aspergillus viridinutans
Lineage: Eukaryota; Fungi; Ascomycota; Eurotiomycetes; Eurotiales; Aspergillaceae
Exons: 2
Coding region: 1-780 (259 amino acids)
Source: RefSeq, a predicted model, not a curated record
AUGCCUGCAUCUCGCAUAAAAUGGGACGACUGGAAGGACAAGGUGAUGCUAAUGGCAGUGUUCGAGCAAAUGAACAUGACCUCUCCCGACUUCAAACGCCUCUCCAAAGUGAUGUGUGGAGAUUACAGUGCGGACGCUCUGAAGUGCUGCCGAACCUACAGAAACCGCUUCAAGACGCUCAACAAAGAAGCUGCAGCUAUCUUGCGUGAUCGCCAGCGCCAUACCGGAUCUCGAGAAAUGUCAGCUGAGACACUUCACAUGAUGUCCGGAGCUGUGAACGGUCCAGACGAUAACGAUGUCCUCGUGGUCCGAGAAGUUGCGUUGCGAAGCGAGCUUACGCCCCCUCCAAGCGAGCCAUCCCCGAGUAUGCAAUCGAGACGCUGUCCUCCGCAGACACAGAGAGUUAUGCCGGAAGUUAUCACGCCAAAUUCUCAUUCUUCCAGCAUAGGUCGCCACGCCCAGAGCAACGGCGUACAGUAUCAGCAGCACUCGAGUUUGAACUACGAUCAAAAUGUGCACCCUGCACGCCGUCCCCAGUGCUCCCACGAUACAACCUCCCCAGCUCGGCCGUACAAUCAUCCUCGUAACUCUCCUCAAAUAACGUCAGGCGGACGUGAUUUUCCUCGCAGACAGCAAGAUCGGAGCUGGGAUCAGAGCCACAGGACCAAGAAUACUGGUGGAAGGCCUUUCAAGCCGCGAAAUCAGAACAACCGUCAUCGCAAUAUGCCCCAGAUGACCCGAGUCGAAAUAAAUCAUGGACCUGUACAUACCAGAUUCUAA